AUGGACGUACAACAGGCAGUCUAUGGACCCUCCUUCAGACAGCCACAGCUUGUAACAACGAUGUGGAUGCUGAUCAUAGUCCUAGGUACGUGUGGAGGACGUGCCAUGGCCUGGACAUAUCAUUACUCCGAAAAGACCAUGAACUGGACCAUGGCAAGAGAGUGGUGUCGUAUGAACAACCACACAGACAUGAUGGCCAUCCAAAACCAGGAAGAGAAUAAUUACCUCCGCGACGUCUUGCCCGAUAGAACCGGGUCUCCAUAUUACUGGAUCGGAAUCACGAAGAUCAAUGAAAGCUGGACAUGGAUCGGAACCAAUGGAACGUGGGUUGGGAAUUAUUCCUGGGCACCCAACGAACCCAAUAACAUACUGGGUGAGGAGUGCGUGAGAUGUACGUCAACAAAGGGAACAGCGAGAAUCACGGGAAGUGGAACGAUGACAAGUGCUCAAAUCUCAAAUACUCGCUGUGCUACAGAGGUGAGGGACUCAACCAUUGUUGUAGUUUUUUUAAAGGCCACCAGUAAAUCAUUAGAUGAACGCUGUGUUGAGAUUGUGACACAUAUUACAGUAUGUAUAUUUCUGUAACAGAGCAGUGCAACCAAACAUCAUGCAAGGGACAAGGGAGAUGCUUGGAGACCAUCAACAACUUUACCUGUGUGUGUGAACCUGGGUUUGAGGGACACGGGUGCCAAACAGGUAAGGGGAAUCUGGGAAGCUGCUGUUCCCACCGUGUCACACUCACCUCUCCUUUAACCUAUGACCUUUUCUAAUGAGGGUCACUAUGGCUACAACAUCUGCAUUCCCCAAUUUCCUGCGUAGUACUUAAUUUAUGCAUCAGUCAUUAUGACAGGCCCCUAAUGUCCCCCACUGUUGUGCUGAAACCUGUCUUUGCCCCUAAAGCUAAGGGAUGUGACCCUUUCUGUCUACCUGAUGGGUUUGUGAACUGCUCUGCUGUCGACCUUACUGUGAACUCUACCUGCCGGUUGAGCUGUGAGAAGGGGAGUCUACUGCUGGGAUUACCAGAGGUCAGCUGUAGCAUGGACAGGGUCUGGACUGGGGUCCGCGGCGACGACGUCUGGAGCAGGAUCUGGUUAUGGAGCGGACGGAGGCCAGUUUGUGCAAGUAAUUAAAUCCCCGAUACCAUCUCUCAUCACGUACGGGUUACAGAACAAAGUUAUGGUUGCUAGGCUAGCUAGCUACACCUCUGGUGUCUCAGAGGAAGUGAGGCCCCCCACGGGGGGGCUGCAGAUGGAAAUUAAUUGUUAGCUAAAUCUUGUGCAACGCAUCACUGCUCAGUAUAUUGAGACUUGUCUUUUUGUUGUACAUACAUUGACCCUGUCCACAUAAAGUUACUAAAUAAUGCAAGUCAAGGCAGGCUGUUUGGAGUUUGAUAUACUGUAUAUACUGCAUUAUUACUGUAGGGGGGGGGGGGUAACCCAUCAACACUGCAACUGGGUCAUUUCCACAUGCAGUACCAUGUUGGACUGUAGCUGCUGGUUGACUGUGUGUUUCCUCAGGUUAUCAGCAUGUCCUAAUGGUUGUAGCUGCUGGUUCGAUGCUCUCAAUGUCCUGCUGCAUCUGCUGUUGUUUCAAUCACAGAAAAAGUAAGUUCCAGUUGAUUAUAAAAAAAGAAAAAAAAAGAGAGAUCAAGUAUUUUGGAAUACUCUGUAUAGAAUGGGUCGUUCUUGAAUUACGGUGGCAUUUUGAAAAAAAUUAACUUAAUUUAUCUAGAUGUAUUUUUCUUUAAAUGUAUUAGGGUACAUCUUCCCAUUCUAAAUACAUUUAUAUGGCAGCUUAAUGACUUAAAAUAUUUUUUACCAUUAAGAUAAAAUUGUGGCACUAGUAGGAGUAGUAACACCAAUGAUGGUAACACCAAUGAUGGUAACACCAAUGAGAUGAUGGUAACACCAAUGAGAUGAUGGUAACACCAAUGAUGGUAACACCAAUGAUGGUGACACCAAUGAGAUGAUGGUAACACCAAUGAGAUGAUGGUAACACCAAUGAUGGUAACACCAAUGAGAUGAUGGUAACACCAAUGAGAUGAUGGUAACACCAAUGAGACAUUUUAGCUAAAUGAGGACUUUCUGAAAUGGAAGCCACAAAUGCUAAAAUCUAAGGUCAUCAAUCCUUUACUAAAGUGAUAUGAUUAAUCAUUUUGCUCACAAUGUUAUUUCCCUUCAUUUAAAAUUGACUAACACCUUUGAUUUAGACAUACCAAAUUGUCAUCUUACAUUUUAGUCAUUUAGCAGACACUCUUAUCCAGAGUGACUUACAGUAGUGCAUGCAUAUAUUUUCAUACUGGUCCCCCUUGGGAAUCAAACCCACAACCCUGGCGUUGCAAGCGCCAUGCUCUACCAACCGUGCCACACAGAAUCAAUGGAAUCUUCAAAUUGAUGACAUACUAAAAGGGUGUGAUUAGCUAAUAACGUUCUUUAAUAUAGACUCCUCCCCCAAUAACAGUUUGCCACUGGAAAGAAUGCUCAGGGUCCUAGUAUAUCUUUUUAAUCAGUGAUUUUCAAGGCGGAAACACCAAUGACAUAAAACUGAGGGACACACAUUAUAAUAGUUUUUUUUUGUAAAAGUAUUUAAAUAGUCUUCUUUGUUUUUAUUGAUCUAUACAAUAUAUUAGAUAGAUACAGAUAUCUCUAAAUCCCCAAAACAUGUCACUACACCUCUACACAUCACCAGCGGGACAAGCCAAUUUGCUAUCCCCCAGUAGUUUUUACAAUGCAUACCCAUAGAUGUGCUGCAGUAUAAAGGACUUAGCUACACGUGUUUUCUUAUUAAACUUUCUUAUACAAUUAUUUGUCAUGACCGGGAGACCCAUGAGGCGGCGCACAAUUGGCCCAGCGUUGUCCGGGUUAGGGGAGGGUUUGGCCGGCCGGGAUUUCCUUGUCCCAUCGUGCUUUAGCGACUCCUUGUGGUGGGCCCGGGUGCCUGCAAGCUGACUUCGGUCGCUGGUUGGAUGGUGUUUCCUCCGACACAUUGGUGCGGCUGGCUUCCGGGUUAAGCGAGCAGUGCGGCUGGGCAGGGUCGUGUUUCGGAGGAUGCAUGGCUCUUGACCUUUGCCUCUCCCGAGUUCAUAUGGGUGUUGCAGCGAUGGGACAAGACCGUAACUAACAAUUGGAUAUCAUGAAAUUGGGGAGAAAAGGGGUAAAAGUAUUUUUAAAACUUGUUUUUACGUGGUGCAAAAGUCAAGGGACAGCAUUUCAAGCAAUUCAAGAAUUAGUUUUAGCAUAUUUUUUUUUCUCUUUUGAUAUUUUCUUCAGGAAAGAAGCAUGCCCAACUAAGGUAUGAGUGGGAUGCUGGCUUCUCACCCAGGCCAUGUACUUGGUAAGUGCAGUAAUAGUAUGUUGUUGUUGUUUUUGAUUGAUAUCUUGUAUUUUACUCUUAUCCUGAAGGGAACCAGAGGAGGGUGUGACGUCAUCCAAUGGGGACAUCUGAUGGACCGCUGAGACUUCAUGAAUGAUGUCAUAAUCGACCUAUUAUAUUAGUCCACGUCAAACACAGGAUGUUUGUAAAUCGUUAUUGUUACUGUAUGUUAUGUGAAUUCUACAUGUUCAACAUCUUUUGUGUAAGAAAAGUAAAUAAAACUAUUUUAGCUCACUUGAUUUUUGGGGUUCAGAGUGUAUAUGGGGUAAAUCAGCGUGCGUGGGAACAACACCUUUUUCUUUCCACUUCAAGCGCUGGGCAUGAGUGUGUAUGUGUUCCUAUAAAUUCCAAAGGAAGUCACAGUCCCACAUUUUUUUUCUUAACCUUUUACUGCAGUGGGCUAAAUCAGUGUUUCUUGCUAGUCUUAAACAAAUCUACUUUGAAACAAAAGUAUACACCUUACACACAGGUAUGUUAUGGGCUUUAUACAGUGGGGAGAACAAGUAUUUGAUACACUGCAGAUUUUGCAGGUUUUCCUACUUACAAAGCAUGUAGAGGUCUGUAAUUUUUAUCAUAGGUACACUUCAACUGUGAGAGACGGAAUCUAAAACAAAAAUCCCGAAAAUCACAUUGUAUGAUUUUUAAGUCAUUCAUUUGCAUUUUAUUGCAUGACGUAAGUAUUUGAUACAUCAGAAAAGCAGAACUUAAUAUUUGGUACAGAAACCUUUGUUUGCAAUUACAGAGAUCAUACGUUUCCUGUAGGUCUUGACCAGGUUUGCACACACUGCAGCAGGGAUUUUGGCCCACUCCUCCAUACAGACCUUCUCCAGAUCCUUCAGGUUUCGGGGCUGUCGCUGGGCAAUACAGACUUUCAGCUCCCUCCAAAGAUUUUCUAUUGGGUUCAGGUCUGGAGACUGGCUAGGCCACUCCAGGACCUUGAGAUGCUUCUUACGGAGCCACUCCUUAGUUGCCCUGGCUGUGUGUUUCGGGUCGUUGUCAUGCUGGAAAACCCAGCCACGACCCAUCUUCAAUGCUCUUACUGAGAGAAGGAGGUUGUUGGCCAAGAUCUCGCGAUACAUGGCCCCAUCCAUCCUCCCCUCAAUAUGGUGCAGUCAUCCUGUCCCCUUUGCAGAAAAGCAUCCCCAAAGAAUGAUGUUUCCACCUCCAUGCUUCACGGUUGGGAUGGUGUUCUUGGGGUUGUACUCAUUCUUCUUCUUCCUCCAAACAUGGCGAGUGGAGUUUAGACCAAAAAGCUCUAUUUUUGUCUCAUCAGACCACAUGACCUUCUCCCAUUCCUCCUCUGGAUCAUCCAGAUGGUCAUUGGCAAACGUCAGACGGGCCUGGACAUGCGCUGGCUUGAGCAGGGGGACCUUGCGUGCGCUGCAGGAUUUUAAUCCAUGACGGCGUAGUGUGUUACUAAUGGUUUUCUUUGAGACUGUGGUCCCAGCUCUCUUCAGGUCAUUGACCAGGUCCUGCCGUGUAGUUCUGGGCUGAUCACUCACCUUCCUCAUGAUCAUUGAUGCCCCACGAGGUGAGAUCUUGCAUGGAGCCCCAGACCGAGGGUGAUUGACCGUCAUCUUGAACUUCUUCCAUUUUCUAAUAAUUGCGCCAACAGUUGUUGCCUUCUCACCAAGCUGCUUGCUUAUUGUCCUGUACCCCAUCCCAGCCUUGUGCAGGUCUACAAUUUUAUCCCUGAUGUCCUUACACAGCUCUCUGGUCUUGGCCAUUGUGGAGAAGUUGGAGUCUGUUUGAUUGAGUGUGUGGACAGGUGUCUUUUAUACAGGUAACGAGUUCAAACAGGUGCAGUUAAUACAGGUAAUGAGUGGAGAACAGGAGGGCUUCUUAAAGAACAACUAACAGGUCUGUGAGAGCCGGAAUUCUUACUGGUUGGUAGGUGAUCAAAUACUUAUGUCAUGCAAUAAAAUGCAAAUGAAUGACUUAAAAAUCAUACAAUGUGAUUUUCGGGAUUUUUGUUUUAGAUUCCGUCUCUCACAGUUGAAGUGUACCUAUGAUAAAAAUUACAGACCUCUACAUGCUUUGUAAGUAGGAAAACCUGCAAAAUCUGCAGUGUAUCAAAUACUUGUUCUCCCCACUGUAUACACUACCGGUCAAAAGUUUUAGAACACCUACUCAUUCAACGGUUUUUCUUAAUUUUUACUAUUUUCUGCAUUGUAGAAUAAUAGUGAAGACAUCAAAACUAUGAAAUAACACAUGGAAUCAUGUAGCAACCAAAAAAGUGUUAAACAAAUCAAAAUAUAUUUCAUAUUUGAGAUUCUUCAAAUAGCCACCCUUUGCCUUGAUGACAGCUUUGCACACUCUUGGCAUUCUCUCAACCAGCUUCACCUGGAAUGCUUUUCCAACAGUCUUGAAGGAGUUCCCACAUAUGCUGAGCACUUGUUGGCUCCUUUUCCUUCACUAUGCGGUCCGACUCAUCCCAAACCAUCUCAAUUUAGUUGAGGUCGGGGGAUUGUGGAGGCCAGGUCAUCUGAUGCAGCACUCAAUCACUCUUCUUCUUGGUAAAAUAGCCCUUACACAGCCUGGAGGUGUGUUGGGUCAUUGUCCUGUUGAAAAACAAAUGAUAGUCCCACUAAGCCCAAACCAGAUGGGAUGGCGUAUCGCUACAGAAUGCUGUGGUAGCUAUGCUGGUUAAGUGUGCCUUGAAUUCUAAAUAAAUCACAGACAGUGUCACCAGCAAAGCACCCCCACACCAUAACACCUCCUCCUCCAUGCUUUACGUUGGGAAAUACACAUGCGGAGAUCAUCCGUUCACCCACACCAUGUCUCACAAAGACACAGCGGACACAAAAAUCUCCAAUUUGGACUCCAGACCAAAGGACAAAUUUCCACCGGUCUAAUGCCCAUUGCUCGUGUUUCUUGGCUCAAGCAAGUUUCUUCUUAUUAUUGGUGUCUUUGCAGCAAUUCCACCAUGAAGGCCUGAUUCACACAGUCUCCUCUGAACAGUUGAUGUUGAGAUGUGUCUGUGACUUGAACUCUGUGAAAAAUUUAUUUGGGCUGCAAUUUCUGAGGCUGGUAACUCUAAUGAACUUAUCCUCUGCAGCAGAGGUAACUCUGGGUCUUCCAUUCCUGUGGCGGUCCUCAUGAGAGCCAGUUUCAUCAUAGCACUUGAUGGUUUUUGCGAUUGCACUUGAAGAAACUUUCAAAGUUCUUGAAAUGUUCCGUAUUGACUGAUCUUCAUGUCUUAAAGUAAUGAUGGACUGUUGUUUCUCUUUGCUUAUUUGAGCUGUUCUUGCCAUAAUAUGGACUUGGUCUUUUACCAAAUAGGGCUAUCUUCUGUAUACACCCCUACCUUGUCACAACACAACUGAUUGGCUCAAACGCAUUAAGAUGGAAAGAACUUCCACAAAUUACCUUUUAAGAAGGCACACCUGUUAAUUGAAAUGCAUUCCAGGUGACUACCUCAUGAAGCUGGUUGAGAGAAUGCCAAGAGUGUGCAAAGCUGUCAUCAAGGCAAAGGGUGGCUAUUUGAAGAAUCUCAAAUCUCAAAUAUGUUUAGAUUUGUUUAACACUUUUUUGGUUACUACAUGAUUCCAUAUGUGUUAUUUCAUAGUUUUGAUAUCUUCACUAUUAUUCUACAAUGUAGAAAAUAGUAAAAAAAAAAAAAAAAAAAAAAAAACUUGAAUGAAUAUGUGUUCUAAAACUUUUGACCGGUAGUGUACAUCACAGAAGACUGAAAUAUAACAAAACCGUUUGACAUUUUUUGUUUGUUUGUUUAUUAAUGAUGAAAUAAUGAAGAAUAUAUUAAUAACAUUCCACCCAUGAGGACUCUAGAGGGCACUGCAGGAAAUGGCUACAACACCUCAACCGUGAUAAGACCACUUUUCACAGUAGACAGCGCGCAGACAGUUUGAUCAUCAGAUUAGUAAAUGCUGCACAUUGCACAGUAUAGUGAAGACUCACUCUGAAAGGAAAUUGCACCUCUUACACAGUCCAUUUGGAUGGGUGUGAUGUCAUGAAAACAGCACAUUUUAUCUCCCCAAUCUUGACGAAGAGGUAGGUUUUUUUUAAUGAUUAUUCCUGUACUAUUGCAAAUUAUUAUGCAUUACUGUAUCAUAACGUUCAGUCAAAUUGUACAAUCCAAUUUGAUUAUUGUUAGAGUUUAUAUAUUUUUAUGUCUUUCAGAUGCUUCAGUGGUCAAACUAUCUCAGACAGAGCCUAUAUAAUAGGUUGCUGGUGACUCUAUUGAUCACAAUCUACCACGGUAAGACAGAGCAACCUGAUGUUUACAACUGCCUGACUAUCAGACAGAAAUGUUCUCUUUUCUUUUAAUAACCAAAACCACUCAAAUCAAGCAAGGAAUUACUAAAGUGCAAUGUUACUAGUUACAGCGUUGCUACGCAGGUAUAAGAGCAACUUAAAAGUGCACUAAGCUCAUGAGGGAUUUAUAAAAUAUAUUCUUCAGGAAUCAAUGAGUAUAUAUCAUUAAUCUGAAAGUACCAAAAAUAAAUGUAGCAACAGCAGAUUGCACCUUUAAUGGAAAGUGUUGACUCUGUUUUUAUUACCCUGAGACCUACUGACCAGUGAGAUAGGAGGUGUCCAGGCUUGGACCUACAACUACAGUACCAACCCGAAUCUGGAGUGGGAUUCAGCCCGCCAGUGGUGCAGGCAGCACUACACAGACAUGGUGGCCAUCCAGAACCAGGAGGAAAUAGUCUAUCUCAACAACAUGCUCCCUAAGAACUCACAAUACUACUGGAUCGGCCUCCGCAAGGUUGGGUUCCUUCAUCUGUUACUUUAUCAACAGGAGUGUACUGUAGACCGCCAGAUCGUCUGUAUGUCUUGCCACAAGAGGUCCAUCUAGCAGAAAUGUGUCGCUGACUUAUUAAUGUACAUUUCUAUUGUUUUUUGAAUGCAUCGCUAUUUCAUUUAUACUGUGGUUGCAUAUAUAUAUAUAUAUAUUUUUUUUGUAUUAUUGAAUAAAUACAUUCCGUCAAUCAAUCAGGUGAAUGAGGUGUGGACCUGGAUGGGCACCAACAAGACCCUGACCAAAGAGGCAGAGAACUGGGCCACCGGGGAGCCCAACAACGUCGGGGACGGACAGGAUUGUGUGGAGAUCUACAUCAAAAGAGGAAAGGAUGAAGCCAAGUGGAACGAUGAGAGAUGCACAAAAAAGAAGGGAGCCCUCUGCUACACAGGUAGACGAGUGUGUGUGUGUGUGUGUGUGUGUGUGUGUGUGUGUGUGUGUGUAGUUUCUUUAAAUCCUCUAUUUGUCUACUACCCUGUUUGUGUAGCGUCUUGCUCACAGCAUUGCUGUAGCACCCAUGCAGAGUGUUUAGAGAACAUAGGGGACUACACCUGCCAGUGUGACCCUGGCUUCAAGGGCCCCCGGUGCCAGGAAGGUGAGCUAACCUGUACGAUGCAUCCAUAAGGUCUGAACCAUUCUUAUUCAUCCAUGGGAAUAAUACCUGGUUUUCUGUAUAGAGGUGAACCAAAACAGUUAACUGAGUUCAGCUUCGAUGACGUGUUAGUGUGCAGUAUGUUUGUUUGCUGUCAUUGAUAAUCUAGUCUCUCUGCCUCUCUCUGUCAGCCGUAGAGUGUGACGCUGUGUCGGACCCAGAGCAGGGUUCAGUGAACUGUGACCAUCCUCAUGGGCCGUUUGCCUUCAACUCCUCUUGUCAGUUCCACUGUGCCCGGGGAUACCAGCUGCUGGGGGCACCACAACUGCUCUGCCAGGCCACAGGGCUCUGGGACCACCCUGCCACUCAGUGCCAAGGUAUGGGAGAGCAGGAGGGUACUACAGUACCCAUAAUGCCUCUGCAACUAUGUCCGGUUUAUCUUACUAAAGACGUUCCUAAAGCUAACGCUAUGGGGUCCCGCCUCCUUAUUAAAACAGAGGGCUACCUGCCUAAUUCAAAUUCACAUAACGUUGUGUUGAGGCUGCUCACAUAACGUUGUGUUGAGGCUGCUCACAUAACGUUGUGUUGAGGCUGCUCACAAACCAGCAUUUUAGGCUUGAGACAUAGAUUUUUGUUCCCUCAUUGAGUUUAAACAACAUUUUUCUUACUGCCCCCUUCAGUCAAACAGUGUCCAGCGCUGGACAGUGGUCCUCAUAGAGGGACUAUGAACUGCAGUGACCCCAUCGCCCUGCACAGUUACAACUCCACCUGUGAAUUCAGCUGUGAUUUGGGGUUUGACCUAAUAGGACCAGACAUGAUUCAGUGUGACCACACAGGACAGUGGACAGGCAACGUCUCCACCUGCACAGGUAUUUAUCACUGUCACCAUGGGAUAGUAGCAACUAAUACACCUGUUGAAUGUCAGGUCAAAGUGAAAAGAAAUGACAAUGUGAUAGUAAAUCAAGAAGUGCAACAAAGGUACUGUGGUUCCUCCCAGUCCUUGACCUGACCGCACCCAACUGUUCAUCUCCACUAUUUAAAAUGUUCAACUGUGAAAUAGUUGUGUUCUUUGUGAAAUGUGACCUUGAUGAAAUACUUUCCAACUGUCACUUUUGCUGUAACAUCCUGUUCUGACCACAGAACACAGAACACUGAACCCUGGCUGUUACCGUGGUGACCAAAAAUCAUUUUCUCUGAUUGAGCCCCACUUUAUCUGAAGCCAUGUUGUCAGCCAUGUUGUCAACCAUAUGUAGCCCAUGCUAUUUAUGACAGUCCCUAACAUAAAAAAAACAAAAACUAAAGACAGUCCCUAACUUCUUUACAUUACAUUGUAUUGCUAGCUGUGCCACUAGAGAUCCGGGUUAGAAUCCAGGCUCUGUCGUAGCCGGCCGUGACCGGGAGACCCAUGGGGCGGCGCACAAUUGGCCCAGCGUCGUCCAGGGUAGGGGAGGGAAUGGCCGGCAUGGAUGUAGCUCAGUUGGUAGAGCAUGGCGUUUGCAACGCCAGGGUUGUGGGUUCGAAUCCCAUGGGGGUAUGAAAAAUAAAAAAAGUAUGUAUGCACUCACUAACUGUAAGUCGCUCUGGAUAAGAGCGUCUGCUAAAUGACUAAAAUGUAAAUGUAAAAAUGUUGUAUGGGUUGGGAGUUUGUUGGCGACCCCCUGAGUCUGAAUGCCCUUUGCUGUCGCUUGUCCAUUCCCAGCGCGCCUCUCCAGGGUGCUAUUGGAGAGACACAUUGCUACCAUGCUCCACCAACGUUCUGUCCCCCCAAAAACAUCUAACAUAAAUCAUGUAGCAGAUAUAGGAUAUGGUAGAAAGAGUCUGUGGCCAGGACCAGCCCUGAUUACAGGAGUAGUAAAGGCCCAGUGCACUAAUAAUCCGGCUCUGCUAUAUCGGUCAGCUAAUACAGGAGUUGUAAAGGCGCAGUGUCAGAAUUUAGGACCCAGACCUGCUCAGAAUUUUAGGGGCUGUUGGACCCGUGAAGACUUCUACUGUGAAGCAGAAAGAAACCUAGAAGAAAGCUAGAAAUAUUGAACAUUGAUAACUUACUGGCAAACACAGUUGUAAAGUAUAUAUUUACUACUACAGAAGAAUCGAGUGCUUAGAUAAUCAGAGUGAACAACAAGGGAACUGGGACGACUGGUUUUUGAGUAGAUGGCAUCAGCGCCCCUGCCAUCUUCUAAAAACUACUUUGCCAUCUACAGAGGUUUAUCAUCUACAGCAGGGGUAAGCAAUCCCGGUACGAACCUGGAAGACCAGGUGUUUUGAAUCAAGCCAUCACUGAACUGAUGAAUUAACUAAGUAGCUCAGUUAUCACGUUUCAGGAGAAGACCCAGAUGCAGACAGUGUCGAAGUAACAGAAGUUUAUUUUAAAAACAGGGGGCAUGCAAACGACAGGUCAAGUGCAGGUCAGAGGUCAGUCAUCCAGAACAGAGUCCAACCGUACAGAACGGCAGGCAGGCUCAGGGUCAGGGCAGGCAGAAUGGUCAAAACCGGGAAAACUAGAAAACAGGAACUUGAGAAAGACAGGCGCAAGGGGGGAAAACCUGCUGGUAGGCUUGACGAAACAAAACGAACUGGCAACAGACGAACAGAGAACACAGGUAUAAAUACACUGGGGAUAAUGGGGGAAGAUGGGCGACACCUGGAGGGGGGGGUGGAGACAAGCACAAAGACAGGUGAAACAGAUCAGGGUGUGACAUCAGUGCGGAGCGUUGUUGGGACCAUAUCUUACUGCACUCCAGGAACUACCUCUGAUCUACAGCUUCUACAAUCAUCAUUGUUGCCUCAUCUCUACAGAGCAGGGACAGGCUAAUUUGAUGGGGGUGGGGGGGGCCACGAAAAAAAAAACGGCCCAGCCAGAGCCCGGACUUGAACCCGAUCUAACAUCUCUGGAGAGACCUGAAAAUAGCUGUGCAGCAACAUGUCUUACCCAAGAAGACUCGAUGUUGUAAUCACUGCCAAAGGUGCUUCAACAACGUACUGAGUAAAGGGUCUGAAUACUUCUGUAAAUGUGAUAUAUUCUUUAUGUUUUUUUUUAUAAAUUAGCAAACAUUUCUAAAAAUAUGGUUUUACUUUGACAUUAUGGGGUAUUGUGUGUAGAUUGAUGAGUGGAAAAAACAAUUUAAUCAAUUUUAGAAUAAGGCUGUAACAUAACAAAAUGUGGAAAAAGUCAAGGGGUCUGAAUACUUUCCGAACGCACUGUAUAUCUAUGGUUAUGAAUACUUAUGACAUACUUUGAUCAACGCUUGUAUCAACCUAUGGUACAUUAUCAGCUUAUGGAAGACUACUGGCCUUGAUAAACUCAGUGCCUUCUGUGGACGUUGUGUGAAUGUUCUGUGGAAACAGACUAUAAAUCUCAUCUUACCUUGGUCGUGUUCCCCUGCUCAGACAAUCAUCUCAUCAACCAAUGGUUGUGUGCCACGUCUUCGACCGUGCCGUCAAGGCAUCAGAUUGCUAUAACAUAUGUGACAUUUAUCUAUAAUAUAACAUUUAGCAUUAGCUCAGUGGUUCCUGUUUAUAACUUGUCAGAAAUGUCCAGUUGAUCAACAAGACCAAGCCAGCUGAAGUUUUCUAGCUAGGUUUUUUUUAAAAUCCCAUUUAAUGUUUGAGUCACUCAGAUAUCGCAUGAACACACAAGACAUGGCAUAAUAUGUAGAACUGAAGGAAAUGAGCUUUAAAAUGUGGAUUUUUUCUGUCCAAUCCAUGGCGCGGGAUGUUUCCCAACGAUGAAAGGGGGACAUCAGUGAAAAAGUUUGGGAAGCACUGGGUUAGCUGUUACAUUGUAAGAUCUGGCAUGCGUCAGCAACGUCUGAACAGGGGAAAACAAAAAUAAUAUUCUAUUAUCUUACCUGUAUCCUACUACAGUGGUGAGGUGUGCCCCCCUGAACCCUCCUGCCAUGGGGAACAUGUCCUGUGUGGAACCCCUGGGGGCCUCCUCCUUCACCUCCUCCUGUGGGUUCUCCUGUGAGGAGGGCUACCUGCUGAGAGGAGACACCAACCUCACCUGUUUGUCUACUGGACAAUGGACCAACCGCACACCUGCAUGUGAACGUGAGCUAUACCAAAACAACUAGAGGGAGUUUCAAUGUGAUAAGGACCCUUAUUUAUACAAAGAAUACAUUAUGAAGGAUAUGCCCAUCUGGUGAAAUGUGUAAAACAAGUUGAGAUCUAACCUUCACAUUGAUUGGUUGUGUGUGUGUGGCAGUGGUGCAGUGCGACGCUAUAAACGCUCCCCCUCACGCCUCCAUGAACUGCUGGAACCCUGUGGAGGAGUUCAGCUACGGUUCCACCUGUGCCCUGGAGUGUGAGGAGGGUUUUGUUCUGGUAGGAACUAACUCCACCCACUGCUCCUCACUGGGUUACUGGAGCCACGCCCUUCCUGUCUGUCAGGGUAAGACCAGGGGGGUUCUGAUAGAAAUGUGUGGUGUAGAACAGAUGUGAUUGUCAUGUAGGAUUUGGAACUGUGUCCGAUCUAUUCACUUCAUUUCUAUCUGCAACAUUCUGAAUUGUUUCACCUCACUGAAUAAAUCCAAAGGGUUUGGAACGGAGAACCUAAACUAUUGUGGUUAGCUGAAGGAUUAGGAACAGUAUAUCAUAGUAUAAUAGGAACAAAUCAAUAUAAAUACAUGUGUGAUUAUAAUGGGAAUAGGUUGAGCCUGUGUGUCACAACCUGUGUCCUCUUUAUAUUCCUCCAGCUCAGCAGUGCGACGCCUUAACCUCUCCCCCGCAUGGCUCCAUGAACUGCUCUGACCUCCAUGGUCAGUUCCACUACGGGUCCCAGUGUCUGUUCUCCUGUGAGGAGGGGUUCCCGCUGAACGGAGUGGCUGAUACAGAGUGCACCUCCCUGGGCACAUGGAGCAGGAGAGCCCCCCUCUGUCUGGGUAACUCACCACAUCUUCAUACCAUGCUGGAGACAUACCCUCAUCUACUGGGACGAUAAUGAAGCUUUUUAAAUACAUAAUAGGGACAGAUUAUUCUCAUAUGCACAUUUAGUCAAGAUAUCUGUCGUUACAGAGGUUGGUGACUUACAGCAUUAGUAUUCAUUUAGCUUUCUAUGGAUCAGGAUGUGAAUGUAGUGUGUUUCUCUGCUCUUCAGAGUAUCUUCUCUUCUCUUAUCUGUACCCUACUACCAGGGUUGGGUAGGUUACUUUCUAAAUGUAAUUUGUUGGUUACUAGUUACCUGGACAAAAUUGUAAUCAGUAAUGUAACUUCUUGAUUACCCAACCUCAGUAACGUAAUCAGAUGACGUUCCCCCAAGAGAGCAUUAGAAUAAGACUACAAGGAUCCAUCAAACACAUCUGGUGUGUCAUCAUAGUGGUCUCUGAUUGGUGGUCAUCAUUUGGUGUGUCAUCAUAGAGGUCUCUGAUUGGUGGUCAUCAUUUGGUGUGUCAUCAUAGUGGUCUCUGAUUGGUGGUCAUCAUUUGGUGUGUCAUCAUAGUGGUCUCUGAUUGGUGGUCAUCAUUUGGUGUGUCAUCAUAGUGGUCUCUGAUUGGUGGUCAUCAUGUUGGGUGGUUCAUCUAGUGGUCUCUGAUUGGUGUCAUCAUUUGGUGUGUCAUCAAGAGGUCUCUGAUUGUGGUCAUCAUUUGGUGUGUCCAUCAUAGUGGUCUCUGAUUGGUGGUCAUCAUUUGGGUGUCAUCAUAGAGGUCUCUGAUUGGUGGUCAUCAUUGGUGUGUCAUCAUAGUGGUCUCUGAUUGGUGGUCAUCAUUUGGUGUGUCAUCAUAGUGGUCUCUGAUUGGUGUCAUCAUUUGGUGUGUCAUCAUAGUGGUCUCUGAUUGGUGUCAUCAUUUGGUGUGUCAUCAUAGUGGUCUCUGAUUGGUGGUCAUCAUUUGGUGUGUCAUCAUAGUGGUCUCUGAUUGGUGGUCAUCAUUUGGUGUGUCAUCAUAGAGGUCUCUGAUUGGUGGUCAUCAUUUGGUGUGUCAUCAUAGUGGUCUCUGAUUGGUGUCAUAUUUGGUGUGUCAUCAUAGUGGUCUCUGAUUGGUGUCAUCAUUUGGUGUGUCAUCAUAGUGGUCUCUGAUUGGUGGUCAUCAUUUGGUGUGUCAUCAUAGUGGUCUCUGAUUGGUGGUCAUCAUUUGGUGUGUCAUCAUAGUGGUCUCUGAUUGGUGGUCAUCAUUUGGUGUGUCAUCAUAGAGGUCUCUGACUGGUGGUCAUCAUUUGGUGUGUCAUCAUAGAGGUCUCUGACUUGUAUUUAGACUCGCUCAUUUGGAACAAACAAACUUAAACUUGCGCCUUUUUUCAAUGCUGAAUUGAAUGUCAUUGAAAAAACAGAAAGGUGUCAUAAUGUAUUUUUUGGCAAACAUCUUUUAUGAAUUCUAAAGUAAUCCAAGAUGUAAUCAUCUUGUUUUUCAAAAGUACAGUGUCUGUAAUCCGAUUACAAUAUUUUUGCUUGUGACGUAACUGAGAAUUUUGUUUUUUUAUAAUCCGAUUACAUCUAACUGAUUACAUAUAAUCCGUUACUCCCCAACCCUGCCUACUACAGUGGUGAGGUGUGGCCCCCUGUCCCCUCCUGCCAUGGGGAACAUGACCUGCGUGGAACCCCUGGGGGCCUCCUCCUUCACCUCCUCCUGUGGGUUCUCCUGUGAGGAGGGCUACCUGCUGAGAGGAGACACCAACCUCACCUGUUUGUCUACUGGACAAUGGACCAACCGCACACCUGCAUGUGAACGUGAGCUAUACCAAAACAACUAGAGGGAGUUUCAAUGUGAUAAGGACCAUUAUUUAUACAAAGAAUACAUUAUGAAGGAUAUGCCCAUCUGGUGAAAUGUGUAAAACAAGUUGAGAUCUAACCUUCACAUUGAUUGGUUGUGUGUGUGUGGCAGUGGUGCAGUGCGACGCUAUAAACGCUCCCCCUCACGCCUCCAUGAACUGCUGGAACCCUGUGGAGGAGUUCAGCUACGGUUCCACCUGUGCCCUGGAGUGUGAGGAGGGUUUUGUUCUGGUAGGAACUAACUCCACCCACUGCUCCUCACUGGGUUACUGGAGCCACGCCCUUCCUGUCUGUCAGGGUAAGACCAGCGGUGUUCUGAUAGAAAUGUGUGGUGUAGAACAGAUGUGAUUGUCAUGUAGGAUUUGGAACUGUGUCCGGUCUAUUCACUUCAUUUCUAUCUGCAACAUUCUGAAUUGUUUCACCUCACUGAAUAAAUCCAAAGGGUUUGGAACGGAGAACCUAAACUAUUGUGGUUAGCAGAAGGAUUAGGAGCAGUAUAUCAUAGUAUAAUAGGAACAAAGAAAUAUAAAUACAUGUGUGAUUAUAAUGGGAAUAGGUUGAGCCUGUGUGUCACAACCUGUGUCCUCUUUAUAUUCCUCCAGCUCAGCAGUGCGACGCCUUAACCGCUCCCCCGCAUGGCUCCAUGAACUGCUCUGACCUCCAUGGUCAGUUCCACUACGGGUCCCAGUGUCUGUUCUCCUGUGAGGAGGGGUUCCCGCUGAACGGAGUGGCUGAUACAGAGUGCACCUCCCUGGGCACAUGGAGCAGGAGAGCCCCCCUCUGUCUGGGUAACUCACCACAUCUUCAUACCAUGCUGGAGACAUACCCUCAUCUACUGGGACGAUAAUGAAGCUUUUUAAAUACAUAAUAGGGACAGAUUAUUCUCAUAUGCACAUUUAGUCAAGAUAUCUGUCAUUACAGAGGUUGGUGACUUACAGCAUUAGUAUUCAUUUAGCUUUCUAUGGAUCAGGAUGUGAAUGUAGUGUGUUUCUCUGCUCUUCAGAGUAUCUUCUCUUAUCUGUACCCUACUACCAGGGUUGGGUAGGUUACUUUCUAAAUGUAAUUUGUUGGUUACUAGUUACCUGGACAAAAUUGUAAUCAGUAAUGUAACUUCUUGAUUACCCAACCUCAGUAACGUAAUCAGAUGACUUUCCCCCAAGAGAGCAUUAGAAUAAGACUACAAGGAUCCAUCAAACACAUCUGGUGUGUCAUCAUAGUGGUCUCUGAUUGGUGGUCAUCAUUUGGUGUGUCAUCAUAGUGGUCUCUGAUUGGUGGUCAUCAUUUGGUGUGUCAUCAUAGUCGUCUCUGAUUGGUGGUCAUCAUUUGGUGUGUCAUCAUAGUGGCCUCUGAUUGGUGGUCAUCAUUUGGUGUGUCAUCAUAGUGGUCUCUGAUUGGUGGUCAUCAUUUGGUGUGUCAUCAUAGAGGUCUCUGAUUGGUGGUCAUCAUUUGGUGUGUCAUCAUAGUGGUCUCUGAUUGGUGGUCAUCAUUUGGUGUGUCAUCAUAGUGGUCUCUGAUUGGUGUCAUCAUUUGGUGUGUCAUCAUAGAGGUCUCUGAUUGGUGGUCAUCAUUUGGUGUGUCAUCAUAGUGGUCUCUGAUUGGUGGUCAUCAUUUGGUGUGUCAUCAUAGGGUCUCUGAUUGGUGGUCAUCAUUUGGUGUGUCAUCAUAGUGGUCUCUGAUUGGGGGUCAUCAUUUGGUGUGGUCAUCAUAGUGGUCUCUGAUUGGUGUCAUCAUUGGGUGUCAUCAUAGUGGUCUCGAUUGGUGGUCAUCAUUUGGUGUGUCAUCAUAGUGGUCUCUGAUUGUGGUCAUCAUUUGGUGUGUCAUUCAUAGAGGCUCUGAUUGGUGGUCAUCAUUUGGUGUGUCAUCAUAGUGGUCUCUGAUUGGUGUCAUAAUUGGUGUGUCAUCAUAGUGGUCUUGAUUGGUGUCACAUUUGUGUGUCAUCAUAGGGUCUCUGAUUGGUGGUCAUCAUUGAUGUGUCAUCAUAGUGGUCUCUGAUCGGUGGUCAUCAUUUGAUGUGUCAUCAUAGAGGUCUCUGAUUGGUGGUCAUCAUUUGGUGUGUCAUCAUAGUGGUCCUUGAUUGGUGGUCAUCAUUUGGUGUGUCAUCAUAGUGGUCUCUGAUGGUGGUCAUCAUUUGGUGUGUCAUCAUAGUGGUCUCUGAUUGGUGGUCAUCAUUUGGUGUGUCAUAUGUGGUCUCUGAUUGGUGGUCAUCAUUUGUGUGUCAUCAUAGAGGUCUCUGAUUGGGUGGUCAUCAUUUGGUGUGUCAUCAUAGUGGUCUCUGACUGGUGGUCAUCAUUUGGUGUGUCAUCAUAGUGGUCUCUGAUUGGUGGUCAUCAUUUGGUGUGUCAUCAUAGAGGUCUCUGACUGGUGGUCCUCAUUUGGUGUGUCAUCAUAGAGGUCUCUGACUUGUAUUUAGACUCGCUCAUUUGGAACAAACAAACUUAAACUUGCGCCUUUUUUCAAUGCUGAAUUGAAUGUCAUUGAAAAAACAGAAAGGUGUCAUAAUGUAUUUUUUGGCAAACAUCUUUUAUGAAUUCUAAAGUAAUCCAAGAUGUAAUCAUCUUGUUUUUCAAAAGUACAGUGUCUGUAAUCCGAUUACAAUAUUUUUGCUGGUGACGUAACUGAGAAUUUUGUUUUUUUAUAAUCCGAUUACAUCUAACUGAUUACAUAUAAUCCGUUACUCCCCAACCCUGCCUACUACAGUGGUGAGGUGUGGCCCCCUGUCUCCUCCUGCCAUGGGGAACAUGACCUGCGUGGAACCCCUGGGGGCCUCCUCCUUCACCUCCUCCUGUGGGUUCUCCUGUGAGGAGGGCUACCUGCUGAGAGGAGACACCAACCUCACCUGUUUGUCUACUGGACAAUGGACCAACCGCACACCUGCAUGUGAACGUGAGCUAUACCAAAACAACUAGAGGGAGUUUCAAUGUGAUAAGGACCAUUAUUUAUACAAAGAAUACAUUAUGAAGGAUAUGCCCAUCUGGUGAAAUGUGUAAAACAAGUUGAGAUCUAACCUUCACAUUGAUUGGUUGUGUGUGUGGCAGUGGUGCAGUGCGACGCUAUAAACGCUCCCCCUCACGCCUCCAUGAACUGCUGGAACCCUGUGGAGGAGUUCAGCUACGGUUCCACCUGUGCCCUGGAGUGUGAGGAGGGUUUUGUUCUGGUAGGAACUAACUCCACCCACUGCUCCUCACUGGGUUACUGGAGCCACGCCCUUCCUGUCUGUCAGGGUAAGACCAGGGGGGUUCUGAUAGAAAUGUGUGGUGUAGAACAGAUGUGAUUGUCAUGUAGGAUUUGGAACUGUGUCCGGUCUAUUCACUUCAUUUCUAUCUGCAACAUUCUGAAUUGUUUCACCUCACUGAAUAAAUCCAAAGGGUUUGGAACGGAGAACCUAAACUAUUGUGGUUAGCUGAAGGAUUAGGAACAGUAUAUCAUAGUAUAAUAGGAACAAAGAAAUAUAAAUACAUGUGUGAUUAUAAUGGGAAUAGGUUGAGCCUGUGUGUCACAACCUGUGUCCUCUUUAUAUUCCUCCAGCUCAGCAGUGCGACGCCUUAACCGCUCCCCCGCAUGGCUCCAUGAACUGCUCUGACCUCCAUGGUCAGUUCCACUACGGGUCCCAGUGUCUGUUCUCCUGUGAGGAGGGGUUCCUGCUGAACGGAGUGGCUGAUACAGAGUGCACCUCCCUGGGCACAUGGAGCAGGAGAGCCCCCCUCUGUCUGGGUGAGUGGCGCAGUGGUCUAAGGCACUGCAUCGCAGUGCUAACUGUGCUACUAGAGAUCCUGGUUCGAAUCCAGGCUCUGUCGCAGCCGGCCGCGACCGGGAGACUCAUGGGCGGCGCACAAUUGGCCCAGCGUCGUCCAGGGUAGGGGAGGGAAUGGCCGGCAGGGAUGUAGCUCAGUUGAUAGAGCAUGGCGUUUGCAACGCCAGGGUUGUGGGUUCGUUUCCCAUGGGGGGCCAGUAUAAAAAUAAAAAAAAUGUAUUCACUAACUGUAAGUCGCUCUGGAUAAGAGCGUCUGCUAAAUGACUAAAAUGUAAUGUAAUGUAAACAGUAUAUCAUAGUAUAAUAGGAACAAAGAAAUAUAAAUACAUGUGUGAUUAUAAUGGGAAUAGGUUGAGCCUGUGUGUCACAACCUGUGUCCUCUUUAUAUUCCUCCAGCUCAGCAGUGCGACGCCUUAACCGCUCCCCCACAUGGCUCCAUGAACUGCUCUGACCUCCAUGGUCAGUUCCACUACGGGUCCCAGUGUCUGUUCUCCUGUGAGGAGGGGUUCCUGCUGAACGGAGUGGCUGAUACAGAGUGCACCUCCCUGGGCACAUGGAGCAGGAGAGCCCCCCUCUGUCUGGGUAACUCACCACAUCUUCAUACCAUGCUGGAGACAUACCCUCAUCUACUGGGACGAUAAUGAAGCUUUUUAAAUACAUAAUAGGGACAGAUUAUUCUCAUAUGCACAUUUAGUCAAGAUAUCUGUCGUUACAGAGGUUGGUGACUUACAGCAUUAGUAUUCAUUUAGCUUUCUAUGGAUCAGGAUGUGAAUGUAGUGUGUUUCUCUGCUCUUCAGAGUAUCUUCUCUUAUCUGUACCCUACUACCAGGGUUGGGUAGGUUACUUUCUAAAUGUAAUUCGUUGGUUACUAGUUCCCUUUCAUUGGAUCAGGAUGUGAAUGUGGUACAGGGGUAUGCAUCCCUGUUCCUGGAGUGCCACAGGUUGUGCAGGAUAUUUUCCCCCAACUACGCACCACACCAGACCAACUGAGCUAAUUGAUCAGUUCAGUGAUUGCCUAAAUUCAACACGCCUGGUCUUCCAGGUCGGUUAAAUGAAAAACAUGAAGUUCCCGCUGCACUCCAGGACCGGUGCUUGCCUACCCCCUUGAUGGAGUUUUUUCUCUGCUCCUCAGUACGUCACUGCCCCCUGCUGGUGGAACCACGGAGAGGCUGGAUGAACUGCACCCACCCCUAUUCUGCCUACAGUUACAGCUCCCACUGCCUCCUCCGAUGCAAUGAGGGAUUCUGGCUAACUGGAGCUCCCACGAUGCAUUGCAACGCAUCGGGAGUCUGGAGCCAAGACUUACCGUCCUGCCAAGGUGAGUGAGGGAAAUAUAUAUAAAAAGAUGAUUAAUGAAUUGAUUGAUUGAUUGAUCGAUUGAUUGAUCAAACCCCUACAGUGGUCCAGUGUGAGAACCUAUUGCCCCCACCGCCAUCUCCACCACCCACUCCAUCCUCAACCCCGCCACCAACCCUGGGACCCUCCAUGAACUGCUCACACCCCCUAGGGGAGUUUAGCUUCAGCUCUCUGUGCCUCUUCACCUGCGGCAAAGGCUACUAUCUGAACGGAACAGAAGAGCUGUCCUGCACCUCAGAGGGACAGUGGAGUGACCUUGUGCCCUCUUGCCAAAGAAACAUCACCUCUGACCAAGGUUUUACUGACUAUUUGUUUACAUCAAAUAUUAUAUACAAUAUUGUUUACAUUAUGUACACUGAAUUGAAUUGAAUAGUAGUACAUUAGAUAAAAUCCUGAUUUCGACUUGUUUUUUUUAAUGCCAUUUGACUCCUACCGCAUAGUGUCCAUACUUACAGGGUGACAUCAUCCUUACAGGGUGACAUCAUCCUUACAGGGUGACAUCUUGGUUUAUCUGCUCUGUUCUGACCCUGUGGUGACUCUGGUUGUUCUAUAGAGUCAGGGAUAGUGACUGUGGUUGUUCUAUAGAGUCAGGGAUAGUGACUGUGGUUGUUCUAAAGUCAGGGAUAGUGACUGGUUGUUCUAUAGAGUCAGGGGAUAGUGACUUGGUGUUCUAUAGAGUCAGGGAUAGUGACUGUGGUUGUUCUAUAGAGUCAGGGAUAGUGACUGUGGUUGUUCUAUAGAGUCAGGGAUAGUGACUUGGUGUUCUAUAGAGUCAGGGAUAGUGACUGUGGUUGUUCUAUAGAGUCAGGGAUAGUGACUGUGGUUGUUCUAUAGAGUCAGGGAUAGUGACUGUGGUUGUUCUAUAGAGUCAGGGAUAGUGACUGUGGUUGUUCUAUAGAGUCAGGAUAGUGACGUGGUUGUUCUUAUGAUAGAGUUUCUGGUCAAAGGAAAGGGUUUUUUUUUAAAACGGAAGGGACGGGGUUUGUUCAAGGCAGGGAAGUGACUUGGUUGUUCUAAGAUCAGGGAAGUGACGGGGUUUUGUUUAAAAAAAUAAUAACGGGGGGUUUUUUCAUGGUCAGGGAUGGAUUUUUUGUCUUUAGAUCGGGUUUUGGAUUUGGGGUUUUUUAAGCAGGGAUAUACGUGGUUUUUUAAUCAGGGUAACUUGGUUGCAUAAUUUCAGGGAAUGACGGGGUUGUUUGACGGGGUGACGGGUUGUUCUAUAGAGUCAGGGAAGUGACUGGGGUUUUUUAAGGUCAGGGAUAGUGACUGGUUGUUUAUAAGGGGGGAUGUGACGGGUUUUGUUCUUUGGUCGGGAUGUGACUGGUUUUUCUAUAGGUCAGGGAUAGUGACUGGGGGUUUUUAGAGUCGGGAAGGGACUGGGUUGUUCUAAGGUCAGGGAUAGUGAUGGGUUUUGUUCUAUAGAGCAGGGAUAGUGACGGGGGUUGUUUAUAGAGUCGGGAUAGGACUGUGGUUUUUUUAAAAAGGUCAGGGAUAGGACGGGUGUUUUAUAGAGUCGGGGAUAGUGACUGGGUUGUUCUAUAGAGCGGGGAUAGUGAUGGUUGUUUAUAGGUCAGGGAAGUGAUGGGUUUUUCUAUGAGUCAGGGAAGUGACUUUUGUUAUAGAGUCAGGGAUAGUGACUGGUUGUUCUUAGAGUCAGGGAAGUGACUGGUUGUUUUUUAGGGGGAAGUGACGGGGGUUGUUCUAUAGAGUCAGGGUUUGGAUUGGGGUUUGUUUAUGAGUCAGGGAUAGGAGGGUUGUUCUAUAGAGUAGGGAUAGUGGUUUGGUUUUUAUAGAGUCAGGGAUAGGACUGGUUUUCUAUAGAGCGGGAUAGGAGGGUUUGUUUAUAGAGCAGGGAUAGUGAGGGGUUUGUUUAAGAGUCGGGGAUAGUGAUGGUGGUUCUAUAAGUCGGGAAAUAGUGACUGGGUGUUCUAUAGAGUCAGGGAUAGUGACUGUGGUUGAUGUCUAUAGAGUCAGGGAUAGGACUUGGUUGUUCUAUAGAGUCAGGGAUAGUGACUCUGGUUGUUCUAUAGAGUCAGGGAUAGUGACUGGUUGUUCUAUAGAGUCAGGGAUAGUGACUCUGGUUCUUCUAUAGAGUCAGGGAUAGUGACUGGUUGUUCUAUAGAGUCAGGGAUAGUGACUGGUUGUUCUAUAGAGUCAGGGAUAGUGACUGGUUGUUGUGUUAUAGAGUCAGGGAUAGUGACUGGUUGUUCUAUAGAGUCAGGGAUAGUGAUGGGUUGUUCUAUAGAGUCAGGGAUAGUGACUGUGGUUGUUCUAUAGAGUCAGGGAUAGUGACUGUGGUUGUUCUAUAGAGUCAGGGAUAGUGACUGUGGUUGUUCUAUAGAGUCAGGGAUAGUGACUGGUGUUCUAUAGAGUCAGGGAUAGUGAAUGUGGUUGUUCUAUAGAGUCCCAGGGAUAGUGACUCUGGUUUCCCUAUAGAUCAGGGAUAGUGACUGGUUGUUCUAUAGAGUCAGGGAUAGUGAACUGGUUGUUUAUAGAGUCAGGGAUAGUGGACUGGUUUGUUGUGUUAUAGAGUCAGGGAUAGUGACUGGUUGUUCUAUAGAGUCAGGGAUAGUGACUGUGGUUGUUCUAUAGAGUCAGGGAUAGUGACUGUGGUUGUUCUAUAGAGUCAGGGAUAGUGACUGUGGUUGUUCUAUAGAGUCAGGGAUAGUGACUGUGGUUGUUCUAUAGAGUCAGGGAUAGUGACUGGUUGUUCUAUAGAGUCAGGGAUAGUGACUGUGGUUGUUCUAUAGAGUCAGGGAUAGUGACUGUGGUGUUCUAUAGAGUCAGGGAUAGUGACUGGGUUGUUCUAUAGAGUCAGGAUAGUAACGGGUUUGUUCUAUAGAGUAGGGACAGUGACUGUGGUUGUUCUAUAGAGUCAGGGAUAGUGACUGUGGUUGUUCUAUAGAGUCAGGGAUAGUGACUCUGGUUGUUCUAUAGAGUCAGGGAUAGUGACUCUGGUUGUUCUAUAGAGUCAGGGAUAGUGACUGUGGUUGUUCUAUAGAGUCAGGGAUAGUGACUGGGUUGUUCUAUAGAGUCAGGGAUAGUGACUCUGGUUGUUCUAUAGAGUCAGGGAUAGUGACUGGUUGUUCUAUAGAGUCAGGGAUAGUGACUGUGGUUGUUCUAUAGAGUCAGGGAUAGUGACUGUGGUUGUUCUAUAGAGUCAGGGAUAGUGACUGUGGUUGUUCUAUAGAGUCAGGGAUAGUGACUGUGGUUUGUUCUAUAGAGUCAGGGAUAGUGACUGGUUGUUCUAUAGAGUCAGGGAUAGUGACUGUGGUUGUUCUAUAGAGUCAGGGAUAGUGACUUGGUUGUUCUAUAGAGUCAGGGAUAGUGACUGUGGUUGUUCUAUAGAGUCAGGGAUAGUGACUGGUUGUUCUAAAGAGUCAGGGAUAGUGACUGUGGUUGUUCUAUAGAGUCAGGGAUAGUGACUGUGGUUGUUCUAUAGAGUCAGGGAUAGUGACUGGUUGUUUAUAGAGUCAGGGAUAGUGACUGGUUGUUCUAUAGAGUCAGGGAUAGUGACUGGUUGUUGUAUAGAGUCAGGGAUAGUGACUGGUUGUUCUUAUAGAGUCAGGUAGUGACUCUGGUUGUUCUAUAGAGUCAGGGAUAGUGACUGUGGUUGUUCUAUAGAGUCAGGGAUAGUGACUGUGGUUGUUCUAUAGAGUCAGGGAUAGUGACUGGUUGUUGUGUUAUAGAGUCAGGGAUAGUGACUGUGGUUGUUCUAUAGAGUCAGGUAUAGUGACUGGUUGCUUUCUAUAGAGUCCGGGGAUAGUGCCUGUGGUUGUUCUAUAGAGUCAGGGAGAGUGACUGGUUGUUCUAUAGAGUCAGGGAUAGUGACCUGGUUUGUUCUAUAGAGUCAGGGAUAGUGACUGUGGUUUGUUCUAUAGAGUCAGGGAUAUGACUUGGUUGUUGUUAGAGUCGGGAUAGUGACUUGGUGUUUAUAGAGUCAGGGAUAGUGACUCUGGUUGUUCUAUAGAGUCAGGGAUAGUGACUGGUUGUUCUAUAGAGUCAGGGAUAGUGACUGUGGUUGUUCUAUGAGUCAGGGAUAGUGACUCUGGUUGUUCUAUAGAGUCAGGGAUAGUGACUUGGUUGUUCUAUGAGAGUCAGGGAUAGUGAUCUGUGUUGUUCUAUAGACAGGGAAGUGAUGGUUGUUUAUAGGAGGGAUAGGGGACGGGUUGUUUUUCUUGGGGCAGGGAUAGUGACUGGUUGUUUAAGAGUCGGGAUAGUGACGGUUUGUUCUAAGAGUCAGGGAUAGUGACUGUGGUUGUUUAUAGGCGGGGGAAGUGACUGUGGUUUUCAUAGAGUCGGGGGAUAGUGCCCUUGGUUUUUUAUGGGUCGGGGAUAGUGACUCGGUUUUCUAUAGAGAGGGAUGGAUGUGGGUUUCUAUAGAGUCAGGGUAGUGACUGGGUUUUUUUUCUAUGGUCAGGGAUAGUGACUGGUGGUUCUUAGAGUCAGGGAAGUGACUGGUUUUUCUAAGAGUCAGGGAUAGUACUGGUGUUUAUAGAGUCGGGGAUAGUGACGGUUUGUUCUUAGAGUCAGGGAUAGUGACGGGGUUGUUCUAUAGAGCGGGGUGGGGACGGGGUUGUUCUAUAAGUCAGGGAUAGUGACUUGGUGGUUCUAUGGUCAGGGAUAGUGAGGGUUUGUUUUUAUAGAGUCAGGGAUAGUGACUGGGUUUUUUCUUAGGUAGGGAUAGUGAGGGUUUGUUCUAUAGAGUCGGGGAUAGUGACUGUGGUUUUUCUAUGAGUCAGGGAUUGACUGGGGUUUUUCUAUAGAGUCAGGAUAGGACUGGUUGUUCUAUAGGGGCAGGGAUAGUGAGGUUGUUUAUAGGCAGGGAUAGUGACGGGGUUGUUUUUAGAGUCAGGAUAGUGACUGGUUGUUCUAUAGAGUCGGGGGGAUAGUGACUUGGUUGUUCUAAGAGUCGGGGGGAUGGAUGGUUUUUUAUGAGUCGGGGAUGGGACUGGGUUUUUAUGAGUCGGGGUAGUGAUGGUUGUUUUUAUAGAGUCAGGGAUAGUGACUGUGGUUGUUCUAUAGAGUCAGGGAUAGUGACUGGUUGUUCUAUAGAGUCAGGGAUAGUGACUGUGGUUGUUCUAUAGAGUCAGGGAUAGUGACUCUGGUUGUUCUAUAGAGUCAGGGAUAGUGACUGGUUGUUCUAUAGAGUCGGGAUAGUGACUGGGUUGUUUUAUAGAGUCAGGGAUAGUGAUUGGGGUUGUUUAUAGAUCGGGGAUAGGGAUUUGGUUUGGGGUUUUAUAGAGUCAGGGAAGGAUUUUUCUAUGAGUCGGGGAUAGUCCCGGGUUGUUCUUAGGUCAGGGAUAGUGACUGGGUUUGUUCUUUGAGUCAGGGAAGGCCCUUUUUUUGUUUAUAGAGUCAGGGAUAGGACUCGGUUUGUUUUAUAGAGUAGGGUAGGAGGUUGUUCAUAGGUCAGGGAUGUGACGGUUGUUUUUUAUAGAGUCAGGGAUAGUGAUGGUUUUCUAUAGAGUCAGGGAUAGUGACUGGUUGUUUAUAGGUCGGAAGUGACGGUUGUGUUAUAGAGUCAGGGAUAGUGACUGGUUGUUUAUAGAGCCCGGGAUAGUGACUGGUUGGGGGUUUAUAGAGUCGGGAUAGUGAUGGUUGUUUAUAGGUAGGGAAAAAGGGGGAUCUGGUUUUUUAUAGGUAAGGAUAGUGACGGGUUUUGUUUAUAGGUCAGGGAUAGUGAGGUUUUUGUGUUAUAGAGCAGGGAUAGUGAUUGGUUUGUUCUAUAGAGUGGGGGAUAUGAUGGUUGUUUAUGAGCAAAUGUGAGGGUUGUGUGUUUAGGUCGGGUAGUGAGGGUUGUUCUAUGGAAAGAUAGUGACGGUUUGUUGUGUUAUAAAAGUCAGGGAUAGUGAUGGUUGUGUGUUAUGAGUAGGGUUUAGUGACUGGUGUUGUGUUAUAGAGUCAGGGAUAGGAGGUUGUUGGUUAAGAGUAGGGAUAGGACUGGUUUUCUAUUUAAUAAAUAUACGGUUUUUUUUGUGUUUAAGGAAAGGGUUUUUAGUAAAUGGUUUUUUUUUUUUUUUUUGUGUUUAUAAUCAGGGAUAUAAACUGGUUUUUUUUCUAUAAGUCAAUAGGGGGAAUGGUUUUGUUUUUAGAACCCCCCCCCUUUAUUGUUCUUGGGGGUUUACUUUUUUUAUAGAGUCAGGGAUAGUGACUGGUUGUUGUGUUAUAGAGUCAGGGAUAGUGACUGGUUGUUCUAUAGAGUCAGGGAUAGUGACUGGUUGUUGUGUUAUAGAGUCAGGGAUAGUGACUGGUUGUUGUGUUAUAGAGUCAGGGAUAGUGACUGGUUGUUGUGUUAUAGAGUCAGGGAUAGUGACUGGUUGUUGUGUUAUAGAGUCAGGGAUAGUGACUGGUUGUUCUAUAGAGUCAGGGAUAGUGACUGGUUGUUGUGUUAUAGAGUCAGGGAUAGUGACUGGUUGUUGUGUUAUAGAGUCAGGGAUAGUGACUGGUGUGUUGUUUAUAGAGUCAGGGAUAGUGACUGGUUGUUCUAUAGAGUCAGGGAUAGUGACUGGUUGUUGUGUUAUAGAGUCAGGGAUAGUGACUGUGGUUGUUGUGUUAUAGUGUCCGCUGGGAUGCUGGUCUACGCAGCGGUGGGAGCUGCCUCUGCUGCUGGCCUGUUACUACUGCUGGGACUGGGUAUGCUGGUCAGAAAGCAGCUCAGCAAGCAUGGUAAGAGAAGUGGAUUAAAGACUUGUAUUCCAUAUUGUAUGUUUAACCUCGUCACCAGGCUAUGGCACCAGAGCUUGGAGAGGAAGUUUCUUGUGUGGGAGACUAUUUUAAACUCGCCAGCUUUCUUUAAUCUAUAAUGUCUGACUGUGUUAGGCUUAUAGAAGUAGUAGUACUAUUGUAAUAGUAUACAAGUAUACUGAAAGUAUAGUAUAAGCCUGUUGCUUAAUAAUAACCCCUGUUUCUGGUCCUUCACAGGUAGCGUCAACAUUUAUAACUCGUUAUGGGAAAGAGAAAAUCCUGCUUUUGAGAAUUCUUAA
Messenger RNA from Coregonus sp. 'balchen', 27522 nucleotides. NCBI's taxonomy places the organism in Eukaryota, Metazoa, Chordata, Actinopteri, Salmoniformes, Salmonidae. The record is from the annotation of a GenBank genome assembly.